Tuber melanosporum (Perigord truffle) is the source of this 2820-nucleotide messenger RNA. RefSeq lists its product as uncharacterized. The record is from RefSeq and is a predicted model, not a curated record. The coding region runs from base 49 to 2820 and encodes 923 amino acids. The transcript has a single exon. NCBI's taxonomy places the organism in Eukaryota, Fungi, Ascomycota, Pezizomycetes, Pezizales, Tuberaceae.
CUCCAUCCUUCAAACAAACACAUUCUCAACACCACACGGAUCGUCAUCAUGGUCACUAGAGUUGUUUACGUCGAGAAUGGCUACCAGCAAUGCCUUCCGCUCAUUUCAACUACGCUAAAGUCUCACGUCGUGGAUCUCACCGCCUCGCAUACCCUCACACAGGUGUAUAACAAUUCGUCGACCAAGGAUAUCGCUGAAGCCCGGUACACAUUCCCCCUCUACGAAUCUUCCGCUGUCACGGAUUUCCAGGCCCUGGUUGGGGAGAAGACGAUCAAGGGAGUGGUUCAGGAGAAGGCAGAGGCGGAAGCCAUCUACCAAGCUGCUAAAUCCGCCGGGAAGGUCACCGCUUUGUUCACCCAGGAUACCAGUGAGGUCUUUACCACCAGCGUCGGAAACAUCCCGGCCGGCGGUUCGGUGGUGGUGGUCAUCAAGUACGUGCACGAAUUGAAGCAGGACAUUGACGUCGAUGGAAUUAGACUCGUCAUUCCCACCGUCAUUGCUCCAAAGUACGGAAACGCGCCCGCCACCACGCCCUUGGUUUUCGGUGAUCGGUGGCGCGCUUUUUGGGGCACCUUCUCGCGGGGUAUACGGGAUAUUGGCAGCGCCGAGGAUGCCGGCCUUUCCCUCUCCGUCACCGCAACCAUGAGUGGGAUGAUAAGGAGAAUCACUUCACCCAGUCACCCCAUUUCCAUCGGCCUUGGCUCCCAUUCUAGUACUGACGACACAGACUUCAAUCCCAGGAAGGCGCAUGCAACCCUCGCUCUUGCCUCGCCGUCCCUGACGGGUCUCGACAAGGAUUUCUCCCUCCUCAUCAAUGCCAACAAUACUGGCGACCCAAGAGCAUUCCUCGCUCCUCAUCCGACCCUCCGGGAUACGUCCGCGCUUAUGAUCACCAUGGUUCCCAAAUUCGUCCUUCCCCCGCAGGCUCAUGAGAUCAUAUUCGUUGUUGACCGCUCAGGGUCGAUGCACGAUAAGAUUGCCACCGUCCGAUCUGCUCUCCAACUUUUCCUGGCCUCAUUGCCAGUAGGCUCGUACUUCAAUAUCUGCUCCUUCGGAUCGAACCGCUCAUUCCUUUGGCCGCAAUCCAAAAAAUAUUCGGAGGAGUCACUGAACGUGGCGAAGGCACAUGCCAUGCGGUUGGAUUCCAACAUGGGUGGAACGGAAAUACUUGCCCCUAUGAUGGACUCUAUGAAGAAGCGGCGACCGGAUAUGAGGACGGAAGUCCUCCUCCUCACGGAUGGAGAGGUCUGGGAUACGGAAAGGUUGUUUGGAUUCAUCAACGAGUCCUCCAGGGAUGGGAAUGUUCGUUUCUUCUCACUCGGUGUUGGGGAUGCAGUGUCGCAUAGUCUCGUGGAGGGAAUCUCCCGAGCUGGAAGGGGGUACUCGCAGAUUGUCAGCACCACUAGUAAUCUCCAGAAGAAGGUCAUGCGCAUGUUGAAGGCAGCAUUGACACCUCACGUCAACGACUGGGACAUAGAUUGGGCGGGAAAGCCUGAAAAGCAGCGUGCGACUCUGGCCACCCCUGCCCCCAGCACAGCCGCUCCGAUUUCCCUCUUUGACCCAAGCUGUGACCCAGAUAGUGCUCCUAGCGCUCCAUCUAGUAGUUCACCCAAUCUCACACUACCAAAUGUCAUCCAAGCGCCCACAGCUGUCCCCGCACUCUUCCCAUACUCCCGGGCAACCAUCUACUUUUUGAUAUCCAACGGUGAUCGACCGGAAAAGGUAUUCCUCAAGGGUUCCGCGCACGAUACCAGCUCGAACGCCAUCUGCCCACUUCAAAUCGAGAUUCCCGUGCAAGCUGUCACUUCCGCAGGGGCAUCACUCGGCCUGUACCAACUAGCCGGACGGAAGCUCCUCCAAGACCUCGAGGAAGGCAGACUUUCAUACCUAGAGGGAAUCUACGAUGGGACGAAAGAGCCAACAAAGCACGCAGAGCUCAUUGCGAAAGAAGGAGCCAGAGUCGGUGUUGAAUUCGGGCUGGCUAGCAAGUGGACCUCUUUUGUGGCGGUUGCGGAGGACGAACCAACCAGGGAACAGCAUGCAAGUCAACAAAUGGGGGAGGGUGCGAGCGCGCUUGCCGGGGGGGAACAAACCACCGGCUCUCGAAAUGUAUUUUGUUUCAUCCAGGAAGCCGAGUCCUCAGGAUCGGGUCGCAGGGGUAGCAUGAAGGCAAAACGUAAAUCCAUCUCAACUAGAUUUCGAGCAAUUCCCCAGGUGCAUCCCCCACAACAACAGCAACAGAUGCAACAGGCGCAGGUGGCAAUGCAGCGGAAGAGUACCGGGGGAUCAUCCGCUGAGUCGGGCGCACUCUUUGGAGGUCCAUCUUCCCCUUCACCAUGGAAUCUCCGCGCGCGCUCGCUCACAGCUCCAGCCUCCGACCAAUCUCCAGCAUUUAGCCCCCGACGACGUGCAUUCCAACUUUCCAGCCCGCCGGUACCCCUCCCGGACAGUGACGAGUUUGAGCCGCCCGAGCCCGCCCCUAAACGCAAGCUCCGGGGUAGACCGGAGUCGGCGCCAAGGGGACCACAAAACCUGGCCUCCGACCUCGCCACCCUCCAGCAAUUCAACGGGAUGUUCAAGUCGGACUGGAGGAUAUUCGCUUGGCUGGGCUUGCAGGACCACGGGUUGGAAGGGGCGCACGCAGAUGCGGACCUUGUCGCGACGAUGGCGGUUAUCGUUGCGCUGGAGACGAAGUUCCCGGAGUUGUCGGAGGAGUGGGACUUUAUGGUUUCGAAGGCUAAGGAGGUGGUUGGGAGUCUCUACUCCGAGGGGGAUAGGGAGGCUGUGGCUUCUGCUGUUCGGGCAGCUCUGGGUGUGUGA